This is a messenger RNA of Rhinichthys klamathensis goyatoka, 2680 nucleotides long. RefSeq lists its product as uncharacterized. The record is from RefSeq and is a predicted model, not a curated record. The transcript is spliced from 9 exons. Lineage: Eukaryota; Metazoa; Chordata; Actinopteri; Cypriniformes; Leuciscidae. Gene Ontology annotation, molecular function: cell-cell adhesion mediator activity. The coding region runs from base 208 to 1374 and encodes 388 amino acids.
GACCGUUUGCAGUCCAGUUGAAUCAGUGUGUUGAAGAGUGUGUUGUGCAUGUACAGCUGAGAGCAGAAGGAAUCUACACCACAUAGAGAUGGCAGCCCUUCAGUAAGAUGUUGGAAACGACUCUAAUCGACAGAAAUCACCACCUUCACUUUCAUCCCACAAGACCAACCUGGACUGUUAAAUGCGCUCUCAAUACAAAAGGCUAAAAUGUUUGUGGUCUCCUUGGCAAGAUGUCUACAGAUCUGUAUGUCUUUGGUAAUGGUGUCCAGACUACAAGGCAGGGUCUCAGCUCCAGCACGUCUGGAGGCCAUGGUUGAACAGCCCUUUACUCUGAGCUGUACGCUUGUCAAGGCUAAAGGAGAAUCAGUUCAUCAGAUCCGCUGGCUGGAUGUGCAGAACCAGACGUUAAUCAAUUACCAGCCUGGUCAACAAGACAGCGUGAGCGGUCAACAACAUGUGGAGCUAGCGGCCUCUCCACGGGAUGCCAGUGCCAUCACCAUCAAACGUGUCAGCUAUAGGGAUGAGGGCUGUUACACUUGCAUCUUUGAAGUUUAUCCAAGAGGCUCAAGGGAAGGACAGACCUGCCUUACUGUUACAGCAACGGUGAUCCCAGAGGGCAAUAAGACUGCAGUGGGUGGUAAACAAGCCUCUCUGGUCUGUCGGUAUGCCCUGCCAGAGAAAGUCAAGCAGGUGUUGUGGAAGAAGAUUGUGAAUAAAGCAGAAUCCCGUGAAGUUGCAUUUUUUGCAAAGCAGAGUGACCCUGUAAUAGAAGAAGAGUUUGUGGACCGUGCGAGCUUGAACCCUUCCCUGUCUGACACAGAGCUCACUUUAUGGCCGGUCCGAGCUGAAGAUGAGGCCUGCUACACCUGUGAGUUCCACACAUACCCGGAUGGCACAAAGAGUGCCACAAGUUGCCUUACUAUUUUUGUCCUACCAAAACCUCAAGUAAGCUACAAGACCGCAUCUCCCGGUGUGAUUGAGGCUAACUGCACUGCAGUCGCCAGGCCACAGGCUGAAAUAGUAUGGAACGUGGAGGGAAAUGACCGGAUCAUUGGUCAACCUCUGACCACCGCUAUCCAGCAGAGUGACGGGACAACUCUGGUCAUCAGUACAUUGACCAUCCAGGCUGGACUCCUGAAGGAUAUCUCUGUCAAAUGUCUUGUUCAUCAUAAAGGACUGGAGAAUGCCAUUGCUGUUUCCAUGAACACUAAAAUUGGCACAGCACUUACUAUCCUGAUCUCUGUGACUACAGUAGCGUUCCUUCUGGUCCUCUGCCUUUGUUUCUGUUUGUGGAAGUGUGUCCUGCGUAAGGAUGAGACCGAAGAGCAUCAAUUACAGAGAAGAGGCCGAGAAGACAGAGAAACAGACAGUUGAAUAGUGGAUAAUUUUGACCGAGGCAGGCGGAUAUGCUGAGACACCUGUGAAGACGGAAAUCUCCUGUUAUCAUGUUCCGUGCUUUUCCAACCAGUGACACAUCUCUACAUGAGGAAAGAUGCUACGUUCUGAACAAUUUGCAAAUCCAUCACUAAUAUGAAGUUUUCCGUAGAAGGCAUUUUAUCUCAACACAGAAGGGAAUUUAAUUAAGUUAGUAUUUGUCUGUUUUAAUACUGUUAUUUUACCCACCCAGAAGGCAUCCCGAACAGCAACAUAGUGUCGGCCCAGAUCCGGCCCACAUCUGGUACACCUGGAUUCCACACGGCCCGGAUGUGGGCCGGAUCUGGGCUGACACUAUGUUACUGUCUGGUAUCUGAAGCCCUAAAUGUAAAAGUACGAUAAAAACUUCUUGUAUUCUCUGAAAAAAAAUAACUAUCCACUCAAAAAAGUAUAAGAAAACUAGGAAUAAGGUUAGGGCGUGGCUGGACGCCAAGCUCCACCCAUUGGUUCUGCAGUAAGCAGCCUCUUAAUUAAAACGCUACCGUGAAUUACACUCUCUAUUGAAAAAAGCAUAGUUAUCUAUAGUUAUCUUUUUUUCAGUUUUCUAAAACUUGUAUCAUGAUCAAAUACAUAGUUUCUUAUAAUUUUGAUUUUGCUUUGUCCCUUCAUUUUUAAGGUGGACAUUCGCACUGCCGAUGAAAGGAUGUAAGUCCAGUGAGGUAGAUUAAAAACUACACAGUUGUUUUUCACUAGUCUUUGGAUACUAUUAGGAAAUCGUUAAAUAUUUUAUAUCUCAUUCUUUUUUUUUGUUGUUGUUGUUGUUGUUGUUGUUAUUAAAUGAUUAAGUAGACUGAACUAGAGAUUUAGAGACUAACUAGAACUAUACAAUUUAAGUUCUUUGGUCUCUGAGCCCAGAGCAAUGGUGGGAAAACUAAACCAUGCUGGAGAUGCACUCAGAUAACACUGAGAGGUCGUGACAGCUUCUCCAAGCGUUCACUGUACCAGUGGAAAUGCAUUAUCUGCAGUCUGCUGUGGAAUUAAAUGGCUGACGAAUAUUGCAUUUUUGCUGGCUUCCUUUCUGGAAAAUCAUGUUGCUUUAAACAUGAGCAUAUGUGCAAGCCAGUGUAAUAACAACUGAUAAAAGGCGAAAGAGUUUUAAUUCUGUCCCAUGUAUGUUAAAUAAUUUUGCCAUAUUCUUGAAAAUGUGAGAGUAUAGGCCGCACCUUUAAUUAGAAUAAAAAAAUUCACUCUGAAUUUUGUCUAUUCAACCAAUUAUGGAAUAAAGUACUUUAUUUUCCUUUUGUGA